GGAAUAACCUCAAAUAAACUAAUAGAAACUUCGGCUUCGGUCGACGGCCUUAUGAAAAAAAUAUUGUUCUGGAAAGUUAAAAUAACGUAGUUCUAAUUUAAUUUAAUUGUGUGAAUUAAGAAACAAUAGUUGAAUGUGUUGAUAUAAAGUUCGUUUAUGGAGUGAAAUAUUUAAUAUAUUUUGUUGUUAAAAUAUACUAUCGGCAUUUUGAGCUUUUUAGGUAUUGCAUGAUUGACAAUGUUUAGACCAUUCCAUAAGAUUUUGAAGUUACCGAUUAAAAAUUUAACAAAUAAGUAUGAACUGGUGAGAGUGAUCGAUCAACAAAAAUUGGUGCUUCGUUUCUAUGCGGCAGGUAGUAAGAAGGACAUAGAAAAUGCUGUUGAAGAAAGGCCAUUCUCAAACUUGAUGAAAGAUACUUCACCUGAAAGCCGUAAAGUUGACACUGAGAUAGAUAAACCAGAACCUCUAGUGCGAGGGUCAUCUGGUGGUUCCUCUAGUAAUGAAGGGAAGAAGAAACCAAAUGUUAUACUAUAUUUGAGUCCAGUGAUUGCUGCGGCACUAUUAUACCAGCUUUGGGUCACGUUUUCAAGUCGUAAAGAUGCUGAGUCCGUCACUGUAAAAGACAGUAAAAGAAAAAAAAGGAAAGAAUGGACCAUACAAAAGCUGCCACCUUCAUCUGCAGAUAUUCCCAGUCAAGUGCCUUACUUGUUGAUCGGAGGAGGCACCGCAUCCUUUGCUGCUUUCAGAGCUAUCAAGUCUAAUGAUCCAACUGCUCAGAUUCUAGUGAUCUCAAAUGAACCUUAUUACCCAUACAUGCGGCCACCUCUUUCAAAAGAAAUGUUUUACGACGAAGAUCGAGAAUCCGUUCGUAAUCUCAAGUUCAGACAGUGGAAUGGUAAACAGAGAAGUUUGUUUUAUGAACAUGAAGAUUUCUACGCGGACAUAAACACUCUGAUGUCAGCCAAGAAUGGAGGCAUUGCGGUGGCCAGGGGUUGGUCUGUCACUAAGUUGGACCCCCAGAAUCGAAAGGCUUUCCUGGACGAUGGCAAGGAAAUCUCCUACAGAAAGUGUCUCAUUGCGACUGGAGCCAAACCAAAGAACCUGCCAGUGUUUGAGGAAGCAAGCGAUGAAAUCAAAGAAAAGGUGAUGCUUUACAGAAACAUAUAUGAUUUUGAAGAGUUGGAAGAUAUUAUGCAUGAUGGAGCUAAAUCAAUAGCUAUUAUUGGAGGUGGAUUCCUAGGCAGUGAACUAGCGUGUGCCUUGGCUCGCCGAGGCAAGCCGUACGGACUGACAGUGUACCAGAUCUUCCGAGAGGAUGGGAACAUGGGUAAGGUGCUGCCAGAGUACCUCAGCAAGUGGACAACUCAGAAAGUGAAGAAGGAAAAUGUCCAAGUGAUCAACAAGGUGGAGGUGUCCAAUGUGGAAAUGAAAGAUGGGAAAGUUAUUCUCAAACUCACCAAUGAUCAUCAGGUGGAGGCUGACCAUGUUAUAGUUGCAGUGGGGGUGGAGCCCAAUACUCAGCUGGCUAAUACAUCAGGACUUGAAGUCGAUCCAGAAGUGGGAGGGUUCCUGGUCAAUGCAGAACUAGAAGCCAGAUCAAACCUGUAUAUUGCAGGAGAUUGUGCAUGCUUCUACGACGUGAAACUGGGCCGACGUCGAAUUGAGCACCAUGACAAUGCAGUUGUAUCCGGCAGACUGGCAGGUGAGAACAUGACUGGAGCUGCCAAGCCAUACCUGCACCAGUCCAUGCUGUGGUCAGACCUUGGACCUGAUGUGGGUUACGAAGCUAUCGGCAUUGUCGAUUCCUCUCUGCCCACCUUCGGUGUUUACGCCAAGCCAGACAAACAAGAAGAGGGAGGAGAGGAAAACCCAGUAUCUAAAGAAGACUAUGUUAAGGGUGUCAUAUUUUACUUGAAAAAUGAUGUCAUUGUAGGAAUAGUCUUAUGGAAUAUCUUCAAUAGAAUAGGUGUUGCUAGACAGGUAAGCUGCAUAAUACUGAUUUGUAGCCAAUGCUUUAGUUGUAGGUACAGAUUUAUAGUACAGACUAUAAUAUGAACUAAACCCCUGUUAUUCUGGUGUCUUUGGAAGCUGUAAUCUGCUUGAUUACUGAAAAUGGUGAAUUAUGGAGCAUUGUUUAAAAAUACCAGCAAAUAAGUUUCAGACGUUCUUGAAACUGGGGACUGUCCGUAAUCUGGCUUGUGUUUAGUGGUACCAGUUAACCCUCCAGGCAUCCAUCAUAUUUUGUGGAAUACACGUCUGUUUUGUCAGGUUUAGCAGAACUCUCCUUGUAAAAUAUAUAAGAGUACAAUUUUUUACGUAAGCACUGUUUUCCAUACUUAUGGAGCGGGUCGGUUUACAACGAAAUCUUUGUUGGAUGGAGCACCUUCUUAAUGAUUGACAAGGUGAUAAUCAAAGCAGUAAAACCACACAACCAAUACCGGUAGAAACGUGAAAUCUAAUGGCAGUGUAGUGGGGGACUGGCCAAGAGUGGCUGGCUGAUCUUGAACAGACGUCACGUCACACAAUGCACAAUCGGUUCUUACUUUAAAAAUUACCCACGUAUAACAAAUAUUAAUGGUAACUAAUAUAUAAAUUAUUGUAUGUAAUUUUGUAUGAACUAAGCUUUCAGGCUGUGUAUUGAUAAAAAACCCCUGCCUAUGACACAAAAUUAAGAUGCUCCACCUUUGGUUCAAUAUCAUACUACAUCACUUAAACCUAAAACAUCAUGAGCAAUUGAUGAAGUGUUCUCAAAGCCAUUAAAAAUGUGCAGUAACAAA
Molecule: messenger RNA, 2777 nt
Organism: Homalodisca vitripennis (glassy-winged sharpshooter)
Lineage: Eukaryota; Metazoa; Arthropoda; Insecta; Hemiptera; Cicadellidae
Gene: AIF
Product: apoptosis-inducing factor 1, mitochondrial
Exons: 11
Coding region: 238-2055 (605 amino acids)
Biological process (GO): apoptotic process; mitochondrial respiratory chain complex assembly
Cellular component (GO): mitochondrion; cytoplasm
Molecular function (GO): NAD(P)H oxidase H2O2-forming activity; FAD binding; protein dimerization activity
Source: RefSeq, a predicted model, not a curated record